UCUUGCACUGUCUAAAGCUCUCAGUCUAGCGGCCCAAGAUGUAAGGUAGGAGGUCCUGAACAGAGCAGACACAACAGAAACCUCAAACACCAUGUUUGUCAAAUGAGUAACAAUCUUUUUCCUUCUUACCACGGACUAAGAUUUUGACAAGGAAAUGUCUCAGGUAUUAGACAGGAAAUGGUUCGAUUCAAACACUUUUAACAGAAGUUUCCGGUUUCCUCAGUCCCUGCAUUCCAACAACAAGGAGCAUUCGUCACAUACCUUCAUUGAAUUAAAGCAAAGACCGGUCUCAGUGGAAUAGUGAGAAUAUCCUGGCUUGACAAAGCAGACUAAACUAGGAAAACAUAACGGUUACACGGAUGGACUUGAUUGCCCCAUAAAAUCCCAGUCUUUAUCCCAACCUGUUGCGCCAGGAUGGCACACCCCAGCUCACUCUUGGUCACGGAUGGGGCAGCGGUGAGUCAGAAUGAAGUGGAUCAAUAUAUACUUUCUGGCGUGUCUGAAGAAGAUACAUGUGAGUCGGAGUUUGCGAGGAAGUUUGAAGUCCUCCCGUCCACCAUCUGCUCAGUAUGCCUUUUGUUCGGCCUCAUCUACUGCUUUUUCGGAUACCGCUUCAUUAAGAUGGCCAUGUUCCUGUCUGGCUCCAUGUUUGGGUCUGCUUUAGUCUGCCUGGUGUACCAUAAGGAGCCAGUGCUGGAAGCCCAGCUGACUGCAGAGGCCAAGGCAGGCAUCCUGUUGGGGGUGGCUGUGCUCUGUGGCCUGGCUACAAUGCUGAUACAGACAGUGGGACUGGUCAUUACUGGCCUACAGCUUGGGGUCCUGCUCUGCCUGGCCGCAAUGCUGGUCGCCGGGCAGUUUCACAUCCUCACUCCGCUGUGGGCACCGCUCAGCGCACUCCUGGUUACAAGCACCGUCUGCGCCGCUCUCACACUGCUGUGGCAGAAACUGUUCACUGUCCUUUCCACGGCUGCAGUAGGAGCCGCCGUGGUGACGGCAUGUGUGGACUACUAUGUGGAAACGAUGCUGCUGUUUGGCAACGUGUACAGCGUCCUGUCUCAGGUGCCCCCUCACCCCCUCUGCUGGUACAGCUGGGUUAUUACAGGCGUGUGUCCCCUAUUGGGCUUGAUAGGGAUGCUGGUGCAAUGGAUGCUUACUGCCAAGGGAGUGUUCCACACAGAAGUAUCGUUGUGUGGACGACAAAGGCAGGUGAACCUGAUGCGUAUCAGACAGAGAGAUGCCCAGAAACCAACCCUGCAGGGCAUCAAUCGAAACCGCAAGCCUCUAAUCUUAAAGCGCUAUGCUGGAGAUGUGCUGGCCCCAAGUUAUAUCCAGAGUCUUCGGGAUCGCCAGACGGGUACCGGCUCCUCCACCAGCAGCAUCGUUAGCAACAGCACCCUCAACCACACUAUUACAGAGUUUGAGACAGGCUCCAUGGUGCCCUUGACCUCCUCCUUACUGGUCUACCGGGUCUGAGGGAAGACCACCGAAACCUCCCGGCUCCAGGCUGACUGUACUUAUUGAGGAGCGGUCUAAUGACUCGUCAGAAUGGAUAGUGGGCUUUUCAGGAUGAGCACAUUGAAGAAAAAAAAUACGAAAAGAGAGAGUGGAAAAAUACACAUAGAGAAACAUAAUAUAUGUGGUAAAGGGGUCAACGAACCUCUGUGGGGAAUAGAAGGACACUUUUCCAUUCAGCGUGCACAGUGUGUUAAAAACGCCAGGAUUUAUUGUAACUGCCAACAAUGUUCUAAAUUCCAGUUGGGAUAUUUUUGGUUGUUUUUGCUGCACAACAUGUACAAGAUGUCUAUUCAGUUUUAGAAGGAGUGACUGCUGACUGCUUCCGUCUGUCUGUAUAUGCUGGUGGCACAGCUAGCAUACAGAAAUCGGCAGUGGUAGUCAGUGUUCUUUUGCUGCAGUUGAUUGGUGACAAUGACAUGGACAAUUUGGCAAUUAGUAGAUGCAUUCCACUGACAUCAGUAUUAUGAAAAACAACACAAAAAUAAUGUGUAGUCCCUUAUCCAUUAUCCCCCCCCCCAUCCCAAAAGUCCAUCUCAUCCCCACUCGAAACCCCAUUCACUCCCACCACCCCAACCAUUCCUAAACCCUUCAACCCUCAAAUGCUUGGAUGAAGGCACCAUCCCUGCACACUAUCCCCUGCAAAUAGAUGUUUUUAGUGGAAGUGGAAAAAGAAGGCCUGUCAUGCUAGUUUGACUUUUGGACAUCAACUGCAAUCCAUCUCUACUCCUCUUCCUCAUUUACUGGAAAAUGUAAUGAUUAGUUUGGAACAAUGCAGAAGAGACCUUUCAUUUCCUUGUCACCCUGACCGUCAUAUUAUAUGGAAUGUAGAGUCAGGCGUUGCUUUGAACACAACCUAAUUGGCGGGAAGUGAAUACAGUAUAAUUAUUGUAAUAUGAGAGAGGUGUCACCAAAGAUCUAUACUGUUGUAUUUUGAUCAGCUUAAAUUGUCUGAGUCAGUGUCUGAGGUUGACUGAUGGGUUGUGAAUGUACCCAGAGCCAUUCUGCCUGUCUGCAACAGAAAUGUCAGUCCCCAGCUACUCCCAUUUUGCCUUAAAAUAAUCAGCAAACGAUGGACAAACACAUUCUCAAAUCUCUCCUGUGAUCAAAAGCAUUAUCUAAGCUUGGAAGGGGUUCAUCUUUUUUCAGGAAACAAUGGUCUGAUGUCAAAGCAUACUCUAAUUUGUUUCCAAGUGGGCAUUUUUCUAUGUAUAAUGAGAUUUUUAUUAUAAACCGACUUCUCAUAUUACUGCACCAACGAAUUGGAGAUCACAAUCCUCACAUUCUGCUGGAAACCAUACAGACAACCGAGUUAAAGACUGGGAGGUCGCUUCCCUUGGCCUGCAUUCCUUGCCAACAAUGAAAACCGCAAUGGACUUAGUCGUGUUUACGUCCUCCAAUAGUUUGUGGUGUGUAUCUCUCAGGUGUACAAUUACUCAUGUAUUUUAAACACUUUCAAAGACAUAUAAUCCAACCCUCACUCCAGUGGGGUUUACCUAAUCUAUGCAUUUUGUAGAUGAUGGCACCCAGAUGUUUAUAAAAAGGAUUCUUAAAAACCUCAAUUGCAACCGAAUUGACUCUUCCCGGCAGGGAUAUGGGGAGGAUUCCCCCAGAAUUGUACGUUUUGCUUUUAGUUUGUCAGUCCUUGGACAAGGAAAAGUACCGCUGAACGAGGAAGGUUCGUUUGUUUUGAAGUUUCGGUCCCCAGGCGUGUGGCCGGAACAGCGCAGUCGUCAUCAUGACAACACGGCUGCGCUGUUCUAGCCAGCUGUUUGAAUCCUGCUCACAGCAUGCCGACGAUGCUAGGGUCCAGCACAGGGUGAGGCGAACUGCACUCAAUUCCACCCAUGGUGGAUGGGGGAAUGCCGAUAAGGCCUUCAUCUUGUUGUGCUCUAGCGACUCUUUGUAGUAGGUCAGGCAUCUGUGAGUUCAGUCAUGGUUUGCUGGCCUGGCAUUCACCUCCAGGUGCAUGGGUACUGGUUAAAACACACUCGUUGAAGGAUUUGUGUGAUAAAAAGCAGAAACAUUAUAAGAGAAAUUGUAAAGGGAGAGCAAAUUUAUAAGAUUUUUUUAAAAAUAAAGAUCGUAUUUUAUGU
This is a messenger RNA of Esox lucius (northern pike), 3608 nucleotides long. Its product is annotated as transmembrane protein 198-like. The record is from RefSeq and is a predicted model, not a curated record. NCBI's taxonomy places the organism in Eukaryota, Metazoa, Chordata, Actinopteri, Esociformes, Esocidae. Gene Ontology annotation, cellular component: plasma membrane. The coding region runs from base 415 to 1473 and encodes 352 amino acids. The transcript is spliced from 5 exons.